AUGUCACAAACUCAAGUUCAAACACGCCACAAACUCAAGUUCAAACAAGCCACAAACUCAAGUUCAAAAAACACACGAACUCAAGUUCAAAAACACCACAACCUCAAGUUCAAAAACAACACAAACUCAAGUACAAAACACCACAAACUCAAGUUCAAACACGACACAAACUCUAGUUCAAAAAACACCACAAACUCAAGUUCAAACACGCAACAAACUCAAGUUCAACAAACACACAAAAUCAAGUUCAACCAAUACCCAAUUCUCAAGUUUAACAAUUUCCACAACCUCAAGUUCAAAAACACCACAACCUCAAGUUCAAAAAACACCACAAACUGA
This is a messenger RNA of Xyrichtys novacula (pearly razorfish), 339 nucleotides long. NCBI's taxonomy places the organism in Eukaryota, Metazoa, Chordata, Actinopteri, Labriformes, Labridae. The record is from the annotation of a GenBank genome assembly.